Saccostrea cuccullata (small rock oyster) is the source of this 1808-nucleotide messenger RNA. Its product is annotated as protein SSUH2 homolog. Gene Ontology annotation, molecular function: heat shock protein binding. The record is from RefSeq and is a predicted model, not a curated record. The transcript has 13 exons. Lineage: Eukaryota; Metazoa; Mollusca; Bivalvia; Ostreida; Ostreidae. Bases 85 to 1224 code for a protein of 379 amino acids.
AGUUGGAGAGUGGACGGAAAAAACCUACAUGACUGUAGCAAUUUAAACAUCAAAGAAAAUUAAGAAAUUCAAUUCACCUUCACCAUGACAAGUGUUGGUCCUGCGGGAGAUGAAGAUCAAGUGGAUGAAAGUGAACCAGUCGUCUGCGAGGACCUCAAUGCGGAGGGAAGUGACGUCAAACCAAAGAUUGAUUUUGCAACAGUACCUGGAUACAACAAUGUGCGACUCGACCAGUCCCUACUCCCUCCUCCACCCACGGACUAUGCCCCCCCUAAGGACUGGAAACAGCCGGAUUUCAUGAGUGCGCCUGUCAUUUCCGAAGAGACUGCGAGACAAGCUUUACUAGAACAUGUUUCACAACAGUGUUGCUGGGGAAAGGGUGCCGCGGAAAAACUGACAUUCAAGGAACUGCAGUCGUCUACCUCUUAUCACUGGUAUAGGAGGAAUUGCGGACAAGAGAUGGAUAUACCUUUCAAUAUUACAGAGAAUGGCAGUCAGCCUGUUAAUGGACCUCAAAACGGUCCUGCCCCGGGCCCCUGGGAUAUUCCAGCUUCGUUCAGUAAAUAUUUCGUGAAUGAAACACAGCACCACGAGGUUCCUUUCACCGCCUAUGUAAAGGAUUGUCAUAAGUGUAAUGCGAGGGGAUAUGUGAGAUGUGGUAAAUGUAUGGGCAGAGGAAAGGUGAAAUGCGGGACUUGUCACGGCUCGGGAAGGAGGCGGGUGUAUCGUAAUGGAGAACAUCGCGUCGUGUCAUGCUCGAUGUGUCAUGGAGGGAAAAGAAGAUGCCCGCGAUGUGGCGGAGACGGUCGAGUGACCUGUCCCACGUGUAAAAGUCACUGUCGGUUAAAAUGGUUCAUCAAGCUUACAGUCAACUGGGUGAAUAACAUUGGAGAGCACGUCGUAGAGAAGACAGAAUUACCCGACCACCUGGUCUCACAAGCCGCCGGCACUAUGGGAUUUGAGGACACACAAAUAAGAGUGAUGCCAAUAUCUAGGUUUCCAGUGGGGGAAAUAAACGAGGCUUCGGGGAAACUGAUUGCUAGUCAUCAGUUUCCUAAUCGUAGGAUCCACAUGCAGCAUCACAUAAUCCGUAUGAUACCAGUGACCCAAUGCUUCUGUCAGUACAAAGAGAAGGGCGUGAAUUACUUUGUCUACGGACUGGAGAGCCGGGUCUACGCCCCGGAGUACCCCGACCAGUGCUGCUGGGGAUGUAAUAUACUGUAAUGGAGGUCAAAGGAUUCUCACAUGGACUUGGACACCUGUUCUAAUAUUCAGUAUUUAGUUGUAUUUUUUUUAAAGGUACUUAAUUUUUUUUUUGUCAUUUUGAAGCAUAUUUCAAACGUGUUAUUUUUGAAUACUCAACAAGCAUUUAUAUUUUUUUCCCCGUUAAGAGAGGUUUCGAACUGAUAUGUUAAAAAACAGUGCUGAUCAUGUGAGCCUUUAGUAUCCAUUCCCCAAUCCUCUUAAAUCAGAUUUUUUUUUUCUUUUUAAUCAAAUUAUUAACUUUCAUACUUUGCGCGAUAAUUAUACUCUAACUUUUGACGAUGACAGAUUUGUUUUGUCGGAGUGCAAUUUUAAUUUUAAAAUCUAUAGUUCUGUGAUACUGUUUCUCAAUCAAAGUGUUCUUUAAUUUUUUUACAUGAUAUAUACACACAUACUUGUACGUAUACAACUUUUAUAUUUAUUCAAAUACAUUGUAUUUUUCUUAUUAAUGUGCGUUGCAACUACAUUCUAAGGUAUUUGUUUUUACCUCUUUGGAUUCAGCUGUAUGUAAUCCUUAUUCAGGACACUGUCAAAUUCGUGUGUAA